Molecule: messenger RNA, 2493 nt
Organism: Salvia hispanica
Lineage: Eukaryota; Viridiplantae; Streptophyta; Magnoliopsida; Lamiales; Lamiaceae
Gene: DRM3
Product: S-adenosyl-L-methionine-dependent methyltransferases superfamily protein
Cellular component (GO): nucleus
Source: RefSeq, a predicted model, not a curated record
CCCAGCUUUUCACUUUUUUCCAGUAUUCCCAGAACUCAUUACACAACUACGAAAUUAUAUUUCCCCACCGCGGCGAUUCCCCACGCGCCGAUCUCUCUGCCGCCGUUUAGUGCGACAAGCAAGCUCGUCCUUUCAAUUGAUUGGGCGCGAGACUUAUUUUUAAGAUGUGUGAUGUAGACCUAGUGGACAUUUCAGAUGACGAGGAUUCCUUUUUACUGGAAAAUGAUGCUGGAGUUAUACCCAAGGAUGAGAAUUUGGAUUAUGGUUUACCUUCAAUGCCCAGGGAGGACUAUGUGGCAAGCUCGUCUGGGACUAAUUUAAGAUCAUCCUUCAUUGGAAUGGGGUUUGCACCAGCUCUUGUCGACAAAGCAAUAAAGGAAAAGGGUGAAGAAAAUUCUGAACUGAUACUGGAAGCUCUUUUUGCAUAUUCGGCCCUUCCGAAACCAAAGAAUGAAGUUUUUGAUGAUAGCUUUUCCGGGGGACAGAAUGAUAGUUUAGCUGCAAACGGUCAUCCUGGAGAGGAUCUUCGCAAAUUGGGUUCAUCAGAUUCUCUUGUUAGAUUGUUUGGUGAAGACACGAAGGAGAAUGCCUAUGUUGGGACUGAUAUUCCUGUAAAAGUGGAAUUUGAUGUUGGCGAUAGUGUCAUUGAAGAGAAAACGACAUCAUUGCUAAAAAUGAAUUUCUCUUUGGAUGAAGUUGGGUUUGCCAUGCAAAGACUUGGUAAAAAUGCUGCUAUUGGUAAACUAAUGGACUUCAUCUUUGCUGCUCGGAUGGCUAGAAAGUAUGAAAAAGAUACAAAUAAUCCAAUUCCUGGAGAUGAGGAAACUGAGGAUUGCAACAAUGAGCUGUUAUUUGGUAUCAUGGAGAAGUCACUCCAACUCCUUGAAAUGGGUUUUACUGAAAAUGAUAUUUCUGAAGCUUUUGAUAGAUGUGGUUCGGAAGCACCCGUGACACUACUUGCUGAAUCGAUUGUUACAGGUGGUACUUGCCCAUUACCCGAUAAGUAUAACCCAAGUGUCCAAAGGUCUUUGAAAAGAAAGAUGGAAGAGUGCGACUCGAUCUGCAUUAAAACUGAAGAAUGCAGUUCAGACACAGCGUCUCAAGUCAGGACUUCUGAAUUGCUCGAGAAAUUGAAAGGCAAGAAAUUAAAAGGCAAGAUGCCGGAAGUAGAGAUAGACGAUGAGCCAAACAAUUUCAAGAAACCAAAAGAAGAAUUCAUGGAAGACUCGGGAAGUGCUGUUGACCGGAUGUUGCUAGAAGCUGGUAUUGGAAAAAGCGCUUCAGUCAACAAUCUGGCACCUGUCCCACCGAGACGAGCUGGCCGUUUCCCUAGUUUUGUUGAAGAUAGGAAGCCCCCCAUAUCCUCACUCAACCCUUGCCGGAGUCUUACUAGGGUGGUGGCUAAGCCCCCAUAUUUCCUUUAUGGGAAUGUCACGAGCCUGUCUCGCGACUCUUGGGGCAAGAUAACGCAGUUCUUAUACUCAGUUCAGCCGGAGUUUGUGGAUUCUCAACUCUUCUCAGCAUUGAACAGAAAGGAAGGCUAUGUUCAUAACCUCCCGACUGAAGAUCGAUUCCACAUUAUGCCUAGGGGACCGACUACUCUCGCCGAAGCCAUCCCAUAUGCGAAAAAAUGGUGGCCAUCGUGGGAUACUCGGAAGCAACUAAGCGAAAUCAGCUGUGAAUCGACUGGAUUACCCUAUCUAUGUGAGAAACUGGGAAGAACGCUGUUCGAUUGCAACGGCCCUCCUUCUGCAGACUUGCAAACGAAGAUUCUCCAACAAUGCCAGGCCAAGAAUCUUGUUUGGGUAGGCAAGAACAGGCUAUCUCCACUCGAACCGGAACAUCUUGAGCAGAUUAUGGGGUAUCCGCAGCAUCACACCCGAAUCGCUGGAUAUACCCCCGCGGAGAGGCUGCAGUCGCUCAAGCUCUCGUUCCAGACAGACACGUUGGGGUACCAUCUCUCGGUGCUGAAGCGGAUGUGUCCAGGCGGGGUGACAGUGCUGUCAUUCUUCAGUGGCAUCGGUGGAGCCGAGGUGGCACUGCACCGGCUGGGGAUUCGCCUGAAGGGCGUAGUCUCGGUGGAGGCGUGCGAGACGAAGCGGAGGAUGGUGAAGAAGUGGUGGGAGAAUUCAGCUCAGAGUGGGGAGCUUAUUCAGCUGGAGAGCAUCGACAAGUUGUCAAGCAGAAAGUUUGAAGAAGUGAUGAAGAAUAUGAAGGGAUUUGAUUUGGUUGUGUGCCAGAAUCCAUAUUCAGGUGCAGAUAGUGACAGCUUGAGUGGUAUGGAUUUCUCAAUGUUUGCGGAAUUUGUAAGGAUUUUGCAGCGUGUGAGGUCGACAAUGGAUAGAUAUAGGUGAAGUUGUUUAUGCUGAUGAAAUUGUAUCUUCCAGACGACAUUCUCAAUUUGCAAUUAAUUUGACUCAGAAGAGCAAAUGAAUGGUAGUUUAAGAAACAUGAUUAAGGAUUAUUAUUAGCAUUAUUAUUUAUCCUCUGUAA